Molecule: messenger RNA, 1435 nt
Organism: Condylura cristata (star-nosed mole)
Lineage: Eukaryota; Metazoa; Chordata; Mammalia; Eulipotyphla; Talpidae
Gene: NT5M
Product: 5',3'-nucleotidase, mitochondrial
Exons: 5
Coding region: 171-860 (229 amino acids)
Biological process (GO): pyrimidine deoxyribonucleotide catabolic process
Molecular function (GO): 5'-nucleotidase activity
Source: RefSeq, a predicted model, not a curated record
CUGUGGGGCCGGGGCCUGCGCGCUCCCGCCCCGCGCGCCCCUAGCGCCUUGAGCUCGGUGCACCCACCCGGCAGCGGUUUCUGCUUCAAAGUGGUCAUGUCUCCCAGCCGGGCCCAGCGGGGCGGCGCGGCCCAUGCCCGGGCGCCCGCUGCCGGCGACCGCGAAGGGCCAUGAUCCGGCUGGGUGGCUGGUGUGCGCGGUGGUCCCGCGGCUCGGCGGCCCCGGCGGGGCGGCGCUGGGAGUCCGGGGGCCCGGCGGGCCAGGGGGGCAGCCGCGCCCUGCGGGUGCUGGUGGACAUGGACGGCGUGCUGGCCGAUUUCGAAGGCGGUUUCCUCAGGAAGUUCCGCGCACGUUUCCCCGAUCUGCCCUUCAUCGCGCUGGAGGACCGGCGCGGCUUCUGGGUGUCAGAGCAGUACCGCAGCCUGGGACCCGAGCUGAGCGAGAAAGCCAUCAGCAUAUGGGAAUCCAAGAAUUUCUUUUUUGACCUUGAGCCUCUCCCAGGGGCGGUGGAAGCUCUGAAGCAGAUGGCCAGUCUAGAGAACACUGACGUCUUCAUCUGCACGAGCCCCAUCAAGAUGUACAAGUACUGUCCAUAUGAGAAGUACGCCUGGGUGGAGAAGCACUUUGGUUCUGACUUUCUGGAGCAUAUCGUGCUGACCAGAGACAAGACUGUGGUCUCUGCUGACCUUCUCAUAGACGACCGGCUGGACAUCACAGGGGCCGAGCCCAACCCCGACUGGGAGCACAUCCUCUUCACGGCAUGCCACAACCGGCACGUGCAGCUGCAGCCCCCGAACCGUAGGCUGCACUCGUGGACGGACGACUGGAAGGCCAUUCUGGACAGCAAGCGGCCCCGCUGACUCCGGUGUUCCCGGCUCCCCCUUGGGGCCUGCGACCUCAGGACUCCCAGUGCUGGCCUGGGGGCUAGUGAUUUGGCUGGGGGCUCCGUCUCAAACCUCCAGGCCCCUGUCUGGCCUUAACUGAUGUUGGGGCAGAGCUGGCCUCAGGGCCCUGGACAGUCACAUGAAGCCGGACUGCCCAAGGUUGACCUCGGGCUGUGGCCGGACACCCAGGUCUGGGGAGCCAAGGGCGUUGGCAGCAGCCGGCAGUCCUCCCCACCUCAGGGAAGCUCCCUCCCCGGUCUGCAGCCCGCCCGGUCAGUGUGGAGUGCUAGCCGCAGGGUGGUUAACAGGCGAGACGCGAAGAAGCAGGUGGGGGUGAGCCCCUCACAUCCUCAACACAGCCCCCCAACUACUGACUGUUCAGCUGAUGUCCACAAGACCCACCAUGUGUUCAGCAUCCAGUCGCUGAGUCUUGGGGCAGCCAGGCCCUUUGGCGGGCACCAGGCAGCCCUGACUGUCAGCUCAGAGGCCCUGCGUAGGGCCCAGUGACCUCAGUGGACUCAGGCAUGACAAAUAAAUGCUGUCCACAUGUG